CGCAAUGGUCUCCGACGUCAUAUGCAUACCAUGACCGGCUGGCGCCAUAACAGUACUUUUAGUACAUAGGAUCAAAUUGUUUCAGAUUGUUUCACUUACCUCGACACGUUUGAUAGGGACGAACAAGCUGUUACUACGGAGUCCUGUCAAUGUGGUCUCCAAGGCUGUCAAUCGAUCGAUGGAACAUCAUAUUAACCCUGAUAACGACUCGGAAGUGCACUUUGUCACGGAGCAUUCAAAUAUUCAGACUCGUGAUAAUCAUGUGCCCAAAUGCAUCGCGCCCUCGCAAUUAUCGAGCUGCUCACUCACAUUCUUCGCGAGGUGUAUAAUGACGAGGGACCCAACCUUCGCCAGGGCGUCAAGGACAUAGCUAGGGUUUCUCAGGUCUGCAAGACUUUCCGAGACCCUGCAUUGGAUUUCCUAUGGAGAAAUAUCAACAGCUUGCUCCCGCUUCUUCGACUCCUUCCUCUUGAUAUUCGCGAAGAGCACAGUGAUACAGCUCGACUUUCAAAGGCUCUUUGGGACAUGCAGUCACCAGAGCGCCAGCGUUAUAUCUCAAUAUCCAGCCGCGUACGCACGCUCUCCUUUUCGGAACCACGCGAGCCUAUCCAUCGCAGUCUAAUAAACGACAUCGUCGAGUACAAUAUCUUCUUAACUCCUCGCGUAGAUGUCUUGCGCCUUCGUAUAUCGUCCGAGGCUGGCCUUCGUCUUCUCCCUGCCCUUCUCACGUCGGAAACAACCGACAUCUCGCUCUCUCUUGACGAAGAUCUAUAUAUUUUCGAUCGCCCCAAAGACCUUGAUGAUCUCAUCGAGUCGGCGUACAUGUCCAUUUUCCAGCGUGCGCCAAACCUUGUGCGCUUCUCUGCAGUUGACUUGCACGAAGCACUGCCGUCAUUGUCACUUACUAAAGCCCCGGGUCAAGAUCAUCUGAAUAUAGCGUGUCUUCAAAGCCUAACACAUGCCGCAUUCUACAUAACCGCCGUUUCUUUACCACAAGUCCUCGAUCUAACCUCACAGCUUCACAAGCUGGAGGACUUGACCAUCCAGGUUUGCGAGAAACCUUUCGAAGAAAUUCCCCGUCCAUCCCCAUGCACGCCAGAGACAUUCAGAUCACUGAAGAACGUCACGUUUGGUGGUUCUCCUGAUGUUAUCAGCCGCAUAUGCUCUGUAUUUCCAGCUAAUCGUACUAUCCAGUCUGCGAUCCUGCGGAUGCACGGUCUUUAUACCAAUGCCAAUGUAGCAUUAGUGCUAUCUGGAAUCGUUGCCGCUGCAUCCAAGGAGUCAUUACAGAAGAUCAUUAUGACUUCUGUGUGCUCUCAAGAAACGACCUUGCCCAAUGGGAUUCCAAUUCGAUCGACACCCACCAAUUCCUGCUAGACAUUCACGCUAUCGAGCCUGCCCUGCAGUUCCCAAAUCUCGAGAUCUUCUCGGCCUGUCUCGGUGUCCCACUGUAUCUCACAGAUGAAGACCAUCUGCGCGUCGCACAGGCAUGGCGCUCCGCGCAGCUGCUGUACCU
Suillus paluster is the source of this 1516-nucleotide messenger RNA. RefSeq lists its product as uncharacterized. The record is from RefSeq and is a predicted model, not a curated record. Lineage: Eukaryota; Fungi; Basidiomycota; Agaricomycetes; Boletales; Suillaceae. The coding region runs from base 271 to 1377 and encodes 368 amino acids. The transcript is spliced from 2 exons. Gene Ontology annotation, molecular function: protein binding.